UUUAGGGGCUCCACACGACUCCAAACAGGGCAGAGCAGGAUGGAACACAGGUGCCCAUGGGGGUCAUCAGGCUGGGGACUGCUGGAAUCUCCAGGUGAGGGGUGAUGGUGGGAGGAAGUGGGGGCCCAGAAGAUGCCUGCCUUCCCUCCUGCUAGUUCUGGCUCCUUGGAUGGGGAUGGUAUCCUUCUAGAAGUCUGGACAGAGCCCGCUUGCCCUACCAGGUGGGAUCUAGGAGGAUCACAAUACAAUCAGAGGAGCUAACGCUGAAUGUGUGAAGGGCUCUGCGUGCCUCACAGCAGGCCUGUGAAAGCAUCAUAGUACCUGCCAUUUUUUAGGAAACCAAGGCUCAGAGAGGGGAAGUCACUUGCCCAAGGUCACCCAGCUUGGGGGGUGGUGGAGCCAGCAUUUGUUACCAGGGGAGUUUCCAGGAAUGGAGAGGUGGGUGUAUGUAUCUCUGGCAUUGUGCAUUGCAAGUGUCAAUACCUUUUCACAAACCUUUAUCUUGUUACAUAGUUUUAGGCAAAUAAGCGCAUAAGAAUCCUUAAAAAAUAUUUCAGGCAUGUUGUAAGGUACAGAGACUGAUAUUAUCAACUCCUACAUACUCAGCUCUGGGGUUCUCAGCAUUUUUGGAGCUAAUGACAAAGUGACUGACUUCUUGGUGUAGCUGUGACUUGCAAUGCCACAGUUAGCGCUUCUCUAAGGCUACUCAAAUCCCCCCCUCAGGAAGCGGGGUGAUUUACCCAAACAAGGCAGUGUAGCAGGAAGAGCUGUGGCCUUGCUCCUCAUUUUGGCUUUGCCGCGUAGGCAAAAAAACUGAGCCUCAGUUUCCCCACACAUCACAUGGGGCUAGCAGAGGAGACUGGGAGUGUCUGUCAAGGUCACAGGCAUGGAUGCCCUUUGUUUUUGUUUUUGAGACGGAGUCUUGCUCUGUCACCCAGGCUGGAGUGCAGUGGUGCAAUCUCGGCUCACUGCAAGCUCUGCCUCCCAGGUUCACACCAUUCUCCUGCCUCAGCCUCCCGAGUAGCUGGGACUAUAGGCGCCCACCACCAAGCCUGGCUAAUUUUUUUAUAGUUUUAGUAGAGACGGGAUUUCACUGUGUUAGCCAGGAUGGUCUCAAUCUCCUGACCUCGUGAUCUGCCCGCCUCGGCCUCCCAAAGUGCUGGGAUUACAGGCGUGAGCCACUGCGCCCGGCCGUGGAUGCCCUUUGAAACAGCAGAGAGAGAUGACCCCGAAAGUUCAAAAAGUGCUUUCUGAAUCAUCAAAGAACAUUACCCUCUCUCAACUGCUGGGCCAGCUACCACCUGCAUCCACCCCUGCAGGCUAGGGCGCAGCAGGGGCCAGAUGUCUGGGCUGACAUUUUGGAAGUGGUCCUCUGAGCCAGCGAGUUGGGAUCCAGCUGAAAUGCUCCAAUGGGUGGUCUUCCCCCUCUCUGCUCCAGCACCCCAUUCUAGAGGGGCUCAGAUUGAGGAAGCUUCUGGGUGCUUGCAAGUCACUUCCCCAGUACCCCUGGAUGGAGGGUUAACCUAUCCCAUCCGCCCCUUCUGCUGUGCCACCCACACUUCCCAGCUCCUUCUCAGUCCCAGGCCCCUGUUGCCCCUUCCUCACUUGGUGCACUGAGGUUCAGAGAGGGCAGAGUGUCUUGCCUCGGCCACACAGUGAGGAGAGGUGGGGCUCAUCUUCCUCCAGCCAGGCUGCAGAUUUUCAAAGUGGAAAUAUCUUUAUUUAUCUUUCCAAAGUAAUAUAAGCUGUUUUGUAAAGAGUGUGUGUGUGUGUGUGUGUGUGUGUGUGUGUGUGUGUGUGUAUCAUCACAGAAUCAAAAUAUGUUCCAGAAAGUGAAUGGGCUUACUCCCCAGGGAGCUACAAUUUCUAACUGGGUGUCUUUCCAGACCCUUAUACACAUGUACGAAUGUACAACUUUUCUCUACAUGAAUAAGUUUAUUCCAUAAACAGUGCAUUCCAGGCUUAAUAUUAGGCAACUCUUUUUUUUUUUUUUUUUUUUUUUUUUGAGACGGAGUUUCGUUCUUUUUGCCUAGGCUGGAGUGCAAUGGCACGAUAUUGGCUCAUUGCAACCUCCGCCUCCGAGGUUCAAGUGAUUCUCCUGCCUCAGCCUAGGAUUAAAGGCAUGCGCCACCAUGCCCAGCUAAUUUUUGUAUUUUUAGUAGAGAUGGGGUUUCUCCAUGUCGUCAGGCUGGUCUCAAACUCCCGACCUCAGGUGAUCCACCCGCCUUGGCCUCCCAAAGUGCUGGGAUUACAGGCGUGAGCCACCGCACCCGGUCAGGCAACUCUUUUUUAAUCUCUCUGAGCCUCAGUUUCCUCAUCUUCUAAAUGGGGGUAAAGGCUCUGUGAGCACUGGAGGAAAUGAUACUGCAGUGGCCACUUUUAUAUGCCCAUCUCAGAUUGAUUGUUAGAUUAUCUUUAAACCAUAUUCCUGCAGGUGGAUUGCUGGGUCUGAGAACAGGCACACUCAGAACUGUAAUAGCUGCUGUCAAAUCUGCACUACGAACACCAUAGGGAGAGUUGUUUUGCUCCACUCUUGAAAGCUCCUUCCAUAUCCCGAUGGGAUUCCACUCCAGCUACAGAAAGCAGCCCUGGGAUACCUCACCCCACCACCUUCUCUGCCAGAGCCCUGUUCCUGUAUGUGCAUAUGAGCAAACAGCAUGGAUGUGCCUCAGUUGGUGAAUGGCUUUUGUUUCUUGGAGUUUGUUUUUUUAAGAUGGGGUCUCACACUGUUGCCCAGGCUUGGAGUGCAGUGGUACGUUCAUACCUCACUGUAACCUUGAACUUCUGGGUUCAAGGGGUCCUCUUGCCUCAGCCUCCUGAGCAGCUGGGGCUACAGGUGUGCACCACCACACAGGGCUAAUGUUUAAAUUUUUUAUACAGAUGGAGUCUCACUGUGUUGCCCAGGCAAGUCUCGAACUCCUGGGCUCAAGCAAUCUGCCUGUCUUGGCCUCCCCAAAAUGCUGGGUGGCGCACGCCACUGUGCCCGGCUGGGGAAUGGUUUAUGGGGGAAUAGUGGUGCUGCAGACUCUGAUACAGCCCUAGCUGCCCUCUUUUGUCUCCUUAGGGAGCUCUUCUUCACCCUGCUCCGUAAGCACAGGCUCCCUGUCCUUCCUCACCCUUCCCUUGGUGACUCUAGUUACUCCUAUGGCCUCAAUUCCCACUUCGGUGCCCAGCUCCCCGCCUACCUCUUUCCCUCCCCCAAGACUCCCCUCUUUGCUCCUACUGCUCUUCAGGCAUUCUAUGAUCAUCCCAAACAUCCCUCAGACUCAGUGUGUUCUAAACAGAACCAGACACCACCUGCUUCACCCAGCAUUCAACCUGGCCCUUUCUCAGCCUCCCAGACUCAGGGACUAGCUCUACCUCCAGCCAGCCAGUCACCCAACAGCAACUCUUCCCUCCUCUCCUCCAUACCCUGCUGCCAAUAGAAUGCUACCUUUGCAUGGUCUACAGACAGCUCUGGUACUUCCCCAGCCUUCUUGUUCCAGGUCACACCUGCACAGCUGUAACAACUACUAUGGAGGUCGGCCUGCUCCUCCCUCUCCUUCCCCAUCCCUACAGUUCAUUUCUUACCCAGUAGCCCAGUGGGAAUCCCAUCUGCUCCCUCCUCUGCUGAAGACCCUCCUGUGGGUCUGUCCCUACAGCCCACAGGAUCUAGGUGAGACUCAGUAGCAUGCUUCCUGAAAGCCCUGCAUGUCCCUCUUUUUUUUUUUUUUUUGAGAUGGAGUCUCGCUCUGUUGCCCAGGCUGGAGUGCAGUGGCGCGAUCUCUGCUCACUGCAAACUCUGCCUCCCAGGUUCAAGCGAUUAUCCUGCCUCAGCCCCCCGAGUAGCUGGUAUUACAUGCGCCUGCCAUCACGCCCGGCUAAUUUCUGUAUUUUUAGUACAGACGGGGUUUCACCAUGUUGGCCAGGCUGGUCUCGGACCCCUAACCUCAGGUGAUCUGCCCGCCUUGGCCUCCCAAAGUGCUGGGAUUACAGGCAUGAGCCACUGCGCCAGGCCUCUGCAUGUCCCUCUUAACCCUGCCCUAGUUUCUGGCUGUCUCUGUAGUCUCUCCCCUGCCCACCCAGCCUAUUACACGCAAACAUACCAAACACUCCAGCCAGGUGGAAAGUUUGUUUCUCAAUUGCCCUGGGCCUUUGCAUGUGCUUUUCUCUCUGUGUGGCUCAUUCUAGGGUAACAGGCAUAUUAGUUAACGCUAGCUGCUAUAACAGACAAACCUGAAGUUCUAAAAGGCUUAAUACAGUUCUUGUUUUCUUGAAAUCCAGUCAGUGUCUGGUGGGUGGAGAUGCAAAGACCUAGGCUCCUCCCAGCUCCGCCCAUGCCCAGAUCCUUGGAGACCACCCCGUUCAUCCAGUAAAUGGGAAAGGAGACCACAGAAAAGGUCCACCCACUUAACCUCAUCAGCUGGCAUUCUGUUCACAUAUCAUUGGCCAGGACCCAGUUAUGUGAGGACACUGAACUGCAAGGGCGCAUGGGAAAUAUAGUCUAGCUGUGCUGCCAUGGAGAAAAGGGGACUGUCUUUGGAAAUUGGAGACCACACAACAGCUUCUGCCACCAGAGGCCCCUACCCCAGGAAGCCUUCCUGAUACUGCUGUCUCCGCCCCAAGGCUGGAUCAGGUGUUUUCUUCGUGCUUCUGCAAGCCUCAAACAAUCUGUUGUCCAUCACACACCUCACAGCUGUGUGUUCCUGUGUCUCCCCAGUUAGGACUGUGAGCCCUGAGUUCUCUGCACCGGGUUAUCAUGAACUCUAGUCCUGGAGUGCAGGUGCCCAGUAAAUACCUGUGGGAUGGAUCAAUUUAAAACUAUCACGGGCUGGGCGCGGUGGCUCACGUCUGUAAUCCCAGCACUUUGGGAGGCUGAGGCAGGUGGAUCACUUGAGGUCAGGAGUUUGAGACCAGCCUGCCCAAGGUGGUGAAACACUGUCUCUACUAAAAAUACAAAAUUAGCCGGGUGUGGUGGCGGGUGCCUGUAAUCUCAGCUACUUGGAAGGCUGAGGCAGGAGAAUUGCUUGAACCCAGGGGGCGGAGGUUGCAGUGGGCCGAGAUUGCCCCAGUGCACUCCAGCAUGGGUGACAAGAGUGCAACUCUGUCUCAAAAAACAACAACAACAAAAAACAACCAAACAAAAAACUAUCGUGGCUGCAAGAUGUCCACAAUUUAUCGAUAGGUGGGAAAAAAGCAAGUUAACAAAAUAUGUCCCCAAAGAAGCACGUGCAUCUGGGCUCCAUGGCUCACACCUGUAAUCCCAGCACUUGGGGAGGCUGAGGCAGGAGGGCCACUUGAGCCCAGGAGUUCAAGACCAGCCUGGACAACAUAGCGAGACCCCAUCUCUACAGAAAAUCAAAAUACCAAAAUUAGCCAGGCGUGGUGGUGCAUACCUGUAGUCCCAGCUACCUGGGAGGCUGAGGUGGAAGGGUCUCUUGAGCCCAGGAGUUUGAGGCUGCAGUGAGUCAUGAUCACGCCACUGUACUCCAGCCUGGGUGACAGAGCAAGACCUUGUGUCAAAAAAACAAAAACAGUUUCCAUUCCAUCAUCUAUAUAAAUAUAUGGCCAGAAAUCCUGUGAUGGUGAUGACCUCUGGGGUUGGGGUUCUUUUAAUCAUCUUCUUUAUACUCUUCUGUAUUGUUUGAAUUUUUUUUUUUCAGUAUACUGCUUUUAUCAUUGAAAAAGUUUUUGCUGGGCACCUUGGUGCAUGCCUGUAAUCCCAGCUACUUGGGUGGCUGAGGCAGGAGAAUUGCUUGAACCCAAGGGGCAGAGGUUGCAGUGAGCCAAGAUCUUGCCACUGCACUCCAGCCUGAGCAACAGAGUGAGACCCUGUCUCAAAUAAAAUAAAAUAAAAUAAAAAUUUCCUGGGGGUGGGGGUAGAGAACCAGCCAAAGAUGUCAUCGGCUGGGCGCGGGGGCUUACGCCUGUAAUCCCAGCACUUUGGGAGGCUAAGGUGGGCAGAUCAUGAGGUCAGGAGAUCGAGACCAUCCUGGCUAACAUGGUGAAACCCCGUCUCUACUAAAAAUACAAAAAAUUAGCCGAGCAUGGUGGCGGGCGCCUGUAGUCCCAGCUACUCAGGAGGCUGAGGUAGGAGAAUAACAUGAACCUGGGAGGCGGAGUUUGCAGUGAGCCGAGAUGGCGCCACUGCACUUCAGCCUGGGCGACAGAGCGAGACUCUGUCUCAAGAAAAAAAAAAAGAUGUUAUCAUCAAUACUCUGGGAAGAGACCCCUCUGGCAGGGCUGGAAGCACAGGUCUACCAUCAGUGCUCCCUACUCUGGAAAUCUUUGCUUCCCUUGGCUAGUUGCUCACCUCCUCAGCCAUGAUCUCACUUCUUGUUCAAAAGCCUGCACUUCACUCUCACCUAGAUGAAGUUCUCACCCCUCUAUAAAAUGGAGGUGAUAACAAGAGCUCCCCAGAGAGGACUAUGAGGCUGCAUGAUGCAUGACAGGUCCCAAGUACAGAAGUGGACCGUGUUGGGUUCAGAGUCCACGCUAAUAAACUGCAGCCCCUGCGGUUUGAUGCCAGCUCCGCCCUGACUCACCCUCAGAAAGCUGUCUUCAUUCUAGCUCAGCUCAAAAGGCAGAAGGUCAAUGGGAUGUUAGGCUGGAUAAAACAACUCCAUGCCAUGUCCCAAACCUGGUUCCAGCACCUAGAGAGAAGGCGACUCUGGUCUGCCUUGUGGCAGUUUAAGCUCUGGUGUUUCGUGGGUGCUUGGGGGCUGCUCCCAGACUGGUGAGGCUUUGAGGGAAAGGGGGACUCAGAGCAAGUGAGGAUGCCUGCUGUUCCCUGGGAGAGGCUGACAGCUGCUUAGCCUAUGAAAGUGCUUAGUGUGGGAUGAAUGACUGUCACAAUAAUGAUCAUUAUUAAUUGAUGGUGGCACCUGGGUCCCUAAAUGGUGACACCUGCCUGGUCCAUGAUGGGGUUCUAGGCAGCAGUGCUGAAGGGAGGAUGGAGGAGGCAUUUCUGGGCACAAGGAGACCCUCUGCCCAUGGGCAAAGCUGAGACAACUGAUCUGAACCUAAGAUUCAAGUGUCUGAACUGAGUCCUAGGGUUCCUGGGGCUUAGGGCCAGGGCACCUAGAACUGCCUCUUCCUGCCAAGGCCUUGGGGAAGAUCUGCAUCUCCAAUCAGCCCAAAUCCUGCAGAGCUGGUCGAGUGUCUGGGUAUCACCAUCCCUCACCCAGGGAUAGAGGCAGGACACCCUCUCUGAUGAAAGAUUUAGAGCUCAGGAAGUGAAAUCUUGCCAGACCCAUCUUCUGAGCCCUGGUCAGAUGCUCUGCCUCCUGGAAGCCUUCCAGGCUGAGUUAGUUGUUCAUUCUUCUGGGUUCCCACAGAUUUUAGAUAAACCUUGGUCCCUGGUUGUGUCUCAGCAUCUUUAAGCCCUGGAGUUUGGCAAGUCUGCGUAUGUACUCCAGCUCUGUCUGCCCUCUACUAGCUGCGUGACCUUGGGCAGGUGACGUUACCUCUCUGAGCUUUGGUUUCUUUACCAGGAGGGUAGACUAACAGAGGUGCUUGAUGCAUCAGCUGUGAGACUUAAAUGAAAUGCAAUAGGUGGGGCAAUUAGCCCUCUGGCACCCCAGCCCACCUGCACCUCUCUGUGCCUCACUCAGCCUUAGAGCCUGUUCUGGGCUCUCUGCAGGCGUCUGCGGUUGCUGUGUCCUUGGCCCAAGGAUACCUGGAAUCUUUCUGUGCCCUUGGAUGAAAGAGCUGCUUGCUUGUUGGGGUCCAAAGAGAGGUGAGGACUGGCCAGGGCUGUCCAGUGGAGGCAGAAGGCCUGGGCAACACCUGCAGGGUACUGGGGUGUGCCACCUGCUAUCCCCAGGAAGCAAACUCAUGAAUAUUCACACCACUGGAGUGGGAGGGAGCCAGCCAGCUUGCUGCUGGGUGUCAUUGGAGCAUUCCUAUCUCCCAGUGACCGCAGAGGCAGCCUGGGAGUUGGACGUGGCUCAGGCAGUGGGUGGAAAGGGGCAGCCAGCCACAGCCCGAGGUGAGUGUGUCUCUUUUGCUCCACGACAGGGGUUAUAGGGAAAGUAGGAUACCCUGAGACCUGCCUGGUGGUGAUGCUCUAAGCCAGAAGGUUUACCAUCCUGGGCUGAGUUUCCCUUUGUGCAUGAUGUGGGGGAAUAAGUCCUGUUUCUCCUUCAUUCCCUGGAGGGCAUCAGUUCAGCUAAACAGGAGGAUGGCUGGGCCUGGCCUGCUGCCAGCUGUCUGCACUGAUGCAGGCCAAUGUGAUGGGCAUAAUCUAGAAGGGCAGGAAUAGAUGGAGUGGGCUGGUGAUGGGGGGACCGUCCAUCCUGAGUGCCUGCGGUUGUCACUACUGUGGGUGGAGGAGGUGGGAGACCCAGGUUCUAGUCCCGUCUCUGCUGCUGCUGGGCUGUGUAACCCCGAAGGUAUCCUUGCCCUCUCUGAGGCUGAGCCUCCCUGCCUCUUUGUCUUCUGGCCCUGAGGCUAGGAGCCUCUGGCCACAUUGAGAUCAUCCCUGGACUUGGCUGCCUGCAAGCCUCCAUUGUGGGCCAGUGGGCACACACUUUGAUGGGGUUGUGGCUGGGACCCUGGGAAUGUAAUGAUGAUAAUGAUGAUAACAAUGAUGGCAGGCCCUGCUGAGUGACUGUCUGCUCUGCAUCAGCCUCGGGCUGGGUGCUUUCCCUGUGGAAUGCAGAGGGUCUGCACAGCACCCUGUGAUGGAGGGUCAGCUGGUACAGGUUGAGUAUCCCUUAUCCGAAAUGCUUGGGACCAGAAGUGUUUCGGAUUUCAGAUUUUUCAGAUUUUGAAAUAUAUGCAUAUAUGUAAUGAGAUAUCUUGGAGAUGGAACCCAAGUCUAAACAUUUAUGUUUAGAAAGAAUUUAUGUUUCUUUCUUUCUUGUUGAUUUUAUUGUUUAAGCUUUUUUUUUUUUUGAGACGGAGUCUCGCUCUGUCGCCCAGGCUGGAGUGCAGUGGAGUGAUCUCGGCUCGCUGCAAGCUCCGCCUCCUGGGUUCACGCCGUUCUCCUGCCUCAGCCUCCUGAGUAGCUGGGACUACAGGUGCCUGCCACCAAGCCUGGCUAAUUUUUUUUGUAUUUUUAGUAGAGAUGGGGUUUCACUGUGUUAGCCAGGAUGGUCUCGAUCUCCUGACCUCAUGAUCCACUCACCUCGGCCUCCCAAAGAGCUGGGAUUACAGGCAUGAACCACUGUGCCCGGCCUAAUUUUAAUUUUUUUGAGAUAGGGUCUUGCUCUGUAGCCCAGGCUGGAGUUUAGUGGCACGAUCAUGGCUCACUGCAGCCUCGACCUCCCGGGUUCAGGUGAUCCUUCCGCCUCAGCCUCCCCAGUAGCUGGGACUGCAGGCAUGCACCACCAUGCCUGGCUAAUUUUUGUAUUUUUUGUAGAGAUGAGGUCUUGCCAUGUUGGUCAGGCUGGCCUCAAACUCCUGAGCUCAAGUGAUCCUCCUGUGUCUGUCUUUCAAAGUGCUGGAAUUACAGGCAUGAGCCACCACACCCCAUCUUCAUGUAUGUUUUUUAUACACAUAGCCUCAAGGUAGUUUUAUUUUUCCCUUCAGGACGCUAAAUAAACCUGCGCUUUGACUGAGACCUGUCACGUGAGGUCAGGUAUGGAAUUUUCCAUUUGUGGUGUCAUGUAGGCAUUCAAAAAGUUUUGGAUUUAGGGACAUUUCAGAUUUCAAUUUUUAUUUUUAUUAUUUUUUUAUCCAUUUAUUUAUUUUUGAGAAAGAGUCUCGAUCUGUCACCCAGGCUGGAGUGCAAUGGCGCAGUCUCAGCUCACUGAAACCUCUGUCUCCCAGGUUCAAGCAAUUCUCCUGCCUCAGCCUCCCAAGUAGCUGGGAUUACAGGUGCGCACCACCAUACCCGGCUAAUUUUUUGUAUCUUUAGUAGAGACGGUGUUUCAGCAGGUUGGCCAGGCUGGUCUUGAACUCCUGACCUCGUGAUCUGCCUGUCUCGGCCUCCCAAAGUGCUGGGAUUACACUGGGCCCGGCCCAUGGGAGAUUUUACAUGCAUGUGCCUCACAUGUAUUACUUUCGUCUGUAGGUCUCCUACACAGGAUCUCUCCUGUGUCUCAGUGAGGUGUUGUCUGCCUGGACCAUGUCCUCAUCCACAUUCUCUGCACGGGCUCUAUAGCCCUGGACACCUUCUGCCCUGAGGGUCAUGGGAAGUCAUUCAUCACACAUUCACCAGGUGCCAGGCUCGGGGAGCUCAGGGAUGAGUCACCAGUAGGCUUGCCUGCAGCGGGGCAUGGAAGGGACCUCACCUCUGGCACGCCGGUGAACCAAGGCUGGGUCAGAGUCAAUGGUAUGAUAAUAAUUAAUAUGAGUUGAUCUCCUGGGUACGUACAUUAUCUCAGUCUCACAGCCUUAGGGCAUGGCAUGGUGGCUUACGCCCAGCACUUUGGGAGGUGGAGGUGGGAGGAUCACUUGAGGCCAGAAACUCAAGAUCAGCCUGCAACAUAGUGAGAGCCCCCAUCUCUACAAAAAAUUAAAAACUUAGCUGGGCAUGGGUGGUAUGCACUUGAGUGGCCGAGGCGGGAAAUUCACUUGAGGCCAGGUGUUCGAGACCAGCCUGGGCAGUAGAGUGAGACCCCCAUCUCUACAAAAUUUUUUUUAAAAAGUAGCCAGGCAUGGUGGUGCAUGCCUGUAGUCCUAGCUACUCAGGAGGCCGAGGCAAGAAGAUCCACUGAGCCCAGGAUUUCAAGGCUGCAAUGAGCUAUGAUCGUGCCACUUCACUUCAGCCUGGGUGAUGGAGCAAGAUCCUGUCUUUUUAAAAAAAUUAUCUCAUAGCCUAGUGACUGUUCUCCCUCAAGCCAGGCUCCUGGCUGCCAGCUAGCUCCUCUCCCGACCUCAGUCUGCCCAGGGGCUCUGCCUGUGAUUACAGAGCGCUCUGUGUGCCUUGAUCUUGCUGUUGUGUGUCCAUUGCACACACGAGGAGACUGAGGCUUAGGGAGGGUGAGGUUCAUAGCUUCAUGCCUAAGUUUACAGUAGCCAGGCAGGAAGGGCACAACCAGCCUUGGACCCCUCAGGUGGCUGGCACGGGAGGGACGGACACCAGGGCCCCCUCUGCUUUCCCUCCCCUUAUCCUGGCCGCAGGCUCAGCCCACAGAGACGGGACCCUGCUGUGCUCCCAGGAUAGAGCUUCCUGUCCAACCCCACAUCCCCCACUUCCUGCAAUGCAACUUUCCCUCCUUCCUUCCCCUGGGCUUGGGACAGGGCUUAGGACACACCAGGCAGGGGCUGCCAUGGACAAAGCAGGAAGCAGCACAUUGGAGUUCCAUAGACCUGGGCUCUAAUUCCAGCCCUGCCCCCGCUUUGCUGAAUGACCCUGGACAAGUUAUGUCACCUCCUGGAACCUCACCUUUCCCAUCUACCAAAUGGGCUUGACAGCAGGGUGGGGGGUGGAGUGGUAUCCACUAAGUGGUUGCUGAGUAGGGUCAGUUAGAUGCUCUGGAGAGGCAGGCCCCUGCUUUGGGCCUGGCUCCUAACAGGGGCUCAAAAGUAAAACUAGGAGGGAUGGCCCAAGGUUCAGUGGCUGGCAGCACCCAGCACGUGUGGCAGGGGCCUGGCAAGCUUUGAGAAAUAGCAAAUGGGGGCCAGGCUCAGUGGCUCACGCCUGUAAUCCCAACACUUUGGAAGGCCAAGGCGGGUGGAUUGCUUGAAGUCAGGAGUUUGAGACCAGCCUGGCCAACAUGGUGAAACCCCGGCUCUACUAAAAUGCAAAAAUUACUUGAGUGUGGUGGUGGGCACCUGUAGUCCCAGCUACUCGAGAGGCUGAGGCAGGAGAAUCACUUGAACCCAGGAGGUGGAGGCUGUAGUGAGCCGAGAUCGCACCACUGCACUCCAGCCUGGGCAACAUAGGGAGACACCGUCUCAAAAAUAAACAAAAGAGCAAAUGGGAGAAUGAAACCAGUGAGUGAAUGAGUGAAUGAGUGUACCAGUAAUGGGGUUGGGGGGGUGCGGGUGGAGGAACUGUCCUGGGCGGGGCCAGGUGGAGCCUGAUUGGCGGGGCAGGGAGGCUGGUCUGCCCCCUGCUGCUGGGCCUGAACCUCAGCGCCUCCACUAUUGCAGCCUCCCUGAUUCCAGAAGGUACCUUGGGUCUCACUGUGUCAUCCAGAGCUGGAGUGCAGCGGCACAGUCAUGGCUCACUGGAACUCAGGCUCAAGCAAUCCUCCCGCCUCAGCCUUCCAAGUAACUAGGACUACAGGCAUGUGCCACCACGCCUGGUGUCUGAGAUGCUGCCACCGCAGAAGAAGCCCUGGGAGUCCAUGGCUAAGGGGCUGGUGCUGGGCGCGCUCUUCACCAGUUUCCUGCUGCUGGUGUACUCCUAUGCCGUGCCCCCGCUGCAUGCCGGCCUGGCCUCCACGACCCCGGAGGCCGCAGCGUCCUGCUCUCCACCUGUGCUGGAGCCAGAGGCAGUGAUCCGGGCCAACGGCUCGGCGGGGGAGUGCCAGCCGCGGCGCAACAUCGUGUUCUUGAAGACGCACAAGACGGCCAGCAGCACCCUGCUCAACAUCCUGUUCCGCUUCGGCCAGAAGCACCGGCUCAAGUUCGCCUUCCCUAACGGCCGCAAUGACUUCGACUACCCGACCUUCUUCGCCCGCAGCCUGGUGCAGGACUAUCGGCCCGGGGCCUGCUUCAACAUCAUCUGCAACCACAUGCGCUUCCACUACGACGAGGUGCGCGGCCUGGUGCCGACCAACGCCAUCUUCAUCACGGUGCUCCGCGACCCCGCCCGCUUGUUCGAGUCCUCCUUCCACUACUUCGGGCCGGUGGUGCCCCUCACGUGGAAGCUCUCGGCCGGCGACAAGCUGGCCGAGUUCCUGCAAGACCCGGAUCGCUACUACGACCCCAACGGCUUCAAUGCCCACUACCUCCGAAACCUGCUCUUCUUCGACCUGGGCUAUGACAACAGCCUGGACCCCAGCAGCCCGCAGGUGCAGGAGCACAUCCUGGAGGUGGAGCGUCGCUUCCACCUGGUGCUCCUUCAAGAGUACUUCGACGAGUCGCUGGUGCUGCUGAAGGACCUGCUGUGCUGGGAGCUGGAGGACGUGCUCUACUUCAAGCUCAACGCCCGCCGCGACUCGCCCGUGCCGCGGCUCUCGGGGGAGCUGUAUGGGCGCGCCACCGCCUGGAACAUGCUGGACUCCCACCUCUACCGCCACUUCAACGCCAGCUUCUGGCGCAAGGUGGAGGCCUUCGGGCGGGAGCGCAUGGCCCGCGAAGUGGCCGCCCUGCGCCAUGCCAACGAGCGCAUGCGGACCAUCUGCAUCGACGGGGGCCACGCCGUGGACGCCGCCGCCAUCCAGGACGAGGCCAUGCAGCCCUGGCAGCCGCUGGGCACCAAGUCCAUCCUGGGCUACAACCUCAAGAAGAGCAUCGGGCAGCGGCACGCGCAGCUCUGCCGGCGCAUGCUCACGCCCGAGAUCCAGUACCUGAUGGACCUCGGCGCCAACCUGUGGGUCACCAAGCUCUGGAAGUUCAUUCGCGAUUUCCUGCGGUGGUGACGUCCCACCGCCCAGCGGCUUGCCUGCCUGCUCGCUCCCUGCAGAGGGGCUGAGCAGGACGCCGCUGGUGCUGGCCGCCCCCAGCCCCCUCCUGGUGCCACCUCAGACCCCGGGGUGAGGGGGGGCUCCCUGGGGGGACACAGCCAGCCAAGACUGGGCCCAUGCACACAGAGAGGGCCUAACCGAGAUCAGUAUUUAACUAAUUAUACCAGUUUUUAUUAAACCCCUUUCCCUCCCCGAUAAAGAAUGUUCUAUUUCUGCCUCCUCUUAAAGGGGAGACCUCAGAAGUAAAGGAAUUUGAUGUUGUGUUUUUGUUAA
Molecule: messenger RNA, 13778 nt
Organism: Pan troglodytes (chimpanzee)
Lineage: Eukaryota; Metazoa; Chordata; Mammalia; Primates; Hominidae
Gene: GAL3ST1
Product: galactose-3-O-sulfotransferase 1
Exons: 4
Coding region: 12189-13460 (423 amino acids)
Biological process (GO): myelination; galactosylceramide biosynthetic process
Cellular component (GO): membrane
Molecular function (GO): galactosylceramide sulfotransferase activity
Source: RefSeq, a predicted model, not a curated record